Molecule: messenger RNA, 155 nt
Organism: Suillus subaureus
Lineage: Eukaryota; Fungi; Basidiomycota; Agaricomycetes; Boletales; Suillaceae
Exons: 1
Source: RefSeq, a predicted model, not a curated record
AUGGGACCCAAUCAUCAGCUCCUUUUCUGGGUGCCUCCCGCUUCCCGACGUCCAUUUUAUACUCCUUGGACUUCAUUGGUGAUUCCCAGAGGACAUCCCGAACUUGAUUUGAGCCGCAUGGCACAUGGGACACACUGGUCGAGUUGCCGAGAUGC